Molecule: messenger RNA, 393 nt
Organism: Dibothriocephalus latus
Lineage: Eukaryota; Metazoa; Platyhelminthes; Cestoda; Diphyllobothriidea; Diphyllobothriidae
Source: the annotation of a GenBank genome assembly
AUGCAUAGGGCUCAGCACUUGCGUUUCUUUUUUUCUGGUUAUUACACGACUCUUUCCCGUUCUUUUUUUCGCCCCUUAAAGCGACAAAACAGGGAGUCCGCCAGAGAGAAAGUGGUGGUGGAGCGGUGUUAUAGUGACGACGAGGAGCAGAAAGCUGCAGGUGAUGGCGGUGAUAUGGAACGCCUGCUGGGCGAUGAAAGAGACAACUGUGCCCAACAACAGCCACCCACUACCAGACCAUCACUCAACACUAACAUCAGCAAUCAGGCGACGGAGGAGGCGGAGCAGCGUCGCUCGACAUCCAAGUCUCGUGAACUGGAAGCCGUCAUUGCGGAGCUGCGUGGCCAACUGGCAGAAGCGCGGCGGGAUGCCGAGGAGGUGGAACGUCGAUCA